Messenger RNA from Mizuhopecten yessoensis (Yesso scallop), 3457 nucleotides. RefSeq names its product U4/U6 small nuclear ribonucleoprotein Prp3-like. Bases 254 to 2179 code for a protein of 641 amino acids. Gene Ontology annotation, biological process: mRNA splicing, via spliceosome. NCBI's taxonomy places the organism in Eukaryota, Metazoa, Mollusca, Bivalvia, Pectinida, Pectinidae. Gene Ontology annotation, cellular component: U4/U6 x U5 tri-snRNP complex. The record is from RefSeq and is a predicted model, not a curated record. The transcript has 20 exons.
AUUAUUUUGGAGUUUGCAUAUCAACAAAUCGGCGUUAGUGUUAUAUACACGGAACUGCUCCAUGUUUUCCUUUGCGAAAUUGAUGCGUUCGACGAUCAAUGAUCCAGAUGUACAGCGGAUACAAGUUUCUCUCAUCAAUGAAAUGGUUCUGUUGAACUGAAGUCACGAUUCAUUUUGAUUCUCAGGAUGACCUCAGCCUGAAAACAGGGAUUCCAGGACUAUCUUCAUCUUCAUUAAAUUAACAACUGUCACAAUGUCUUUGUCAGACAGAGAAUGGGAUGAUCUGAAGGCAUUGCUGGAUAAAACUGUGCAGAAAUUCCUUGGUUUCAGUGAGACAUCCCUGGUCACUGCAGCUCUCAACUGUAUAGAUAAGGGUUACGACAAACACAAAACUGUCGAUAAACUGCUGGUGAUCCUAGAUGAAGGUCAGGCAAAGCGCUUCGCUGACAAGUUGUUUGGAGUGUGGGACGAUUACAAAGCAUCCAACAGAAAUGCCAGGAAAAAGAGGAAGGAUGAUCGCGAUGAAGGAACAGAAACGAAGAAGAAAAGACGAUUUGUAGACGAUGGCCCCCCAGCAGCCAUACCUGGACCAGGUAAUCCAAGUCCUGGCCAGCUUACCACAGACAAGAUCAAAGAAAUGAUGCAGAAUGCUCAGAAAAUGAUUGAAGAAAGAAAAACCCAGCUGAUGGUGACCGUGCCCUCUGCUACCAAGCCAUCAAUGUCUCAGACACAGGUGCUGAUGUCGGACGCCAUGGAGAAGGCAAAGCGAGCAGCAGAGCUCCAGGCUAUGAUACAGAACAAGAUGACAAGUCUCUCCGCAGCCGGGGUUCAGCUCCCUAAUCUGAAACAGCUCCCAUUACAAAACAAACCGACGCCCCUGAUUCUGGAUGAGGAGGGAAGGACGAUCGACGCCAUGACAGGACAGGCAGUCCAGCUCCAACACCAUACCCCCACGCUCAAGGCAAAUAUCCGAGCCAAGAGAAGGGAACAGUUCAAAGGUUUGAUAGAGAAACCUCCGGAGGAAAUCAGCGAAAGUCGAUUCUUUGACUCCAGAGUGGAGGCCAAGGGUGCCCAGAGACAAAGGCGUUCCUUCAAGUUCCACGAAAUUGGCAAGUUUGAGCAAAUGGCUGGCAGGCUUCGGGCAAAGGCACAACUAGACAGAUUACAAAAUGAAAUCGCUUAUGCUGCCAAGAAGACUGGAAUCGCAUCAGCAGCAAAGUUAGCGACACUGGCUCCAAAGAAAGAACUACAAGAAGGUGAAGUCCCUGACAUGGAGUGGUGGGAUGCCUAUAUCCUCACUGGUGACAGUUAUGAAGAAGACGUCAAAAUUGAGCGCGACAUAUUGUACGGCAUCACAAACUUAGUUGAACAUCCCAUACAGAUGAAGCCACCAGCUGAACCAGAGACAGAUCCAGAGAUACCUGUUUACCUAACAAAGAAAGAGCGGAAAAAGUUAAGGCGACAAAACAGACAAGAAGCCCAAAAAGACGAACAGGAAAAAAUAAGACUUGGUUUACAACCCCCUCCAGAGCCAAAAGUAAGAAUGGCUAACCUGAUGAGAGUUCUGGGAAAUGAAGCAGUACAAGAUCCUACAAAGAUUGAGGCACAUGUUCGCGCUCAGAUGGAAAAACGUCAGAAACAACACGAGGAAACAAACGCAGCAAGAAAGUUAACGACAGAACAGAGAAAGGAAAAGAAAGCGAAGAAAAUAAAGGAGGAUGUUUCUCUUGGUGUCCAUGUUAGUGUGUACAGGAUACGAGAGUUGACCAACGCUUCCAAAAAGUUUAAGAUAGAAACCAAUGCCAAACAGCUGUAUAUGACGGGAAUUGUGGUGCUGUAUAGGGACUGUAACGCUGUCGUGGUGGAAGGAGGGCCUAAACAACAGAGAAAGUUCAAACGACUGAUGUUACAUCGUAUAAAGUGGGAGGAAGAUCAUCACAAAGGAAAGAAGAAAGACGACGAUGACAGUGAUUCUGAGGAGGAGUCUGAUAAGACAAACCGAUGUCACCUUGUUUGGGAGGGAACAACAACAAGAAGAGCGUUCAAUGAGAUGAAAUUUAAAGUGUGCCCAACAGAACUAUUUGCUCGUGAACAUUUCAAGAAGUGUGGGGUGGAACAGUACUGGGAUUUAGCUUAUCGAGGUGCAAUCAUGGAAACCACUGGUGAUGAUGACCUUUGACCUCUGUCCUAAGCUAUUCCAAUGUUUCCAGUAAGGAUUGGGAUUAUCUUCAGGACUCAACAGGAGACAGCGACCUUUGAUUGAUCUAUGAUCCCUGCCAAGAACUGGUGAUCUGAGCAGUCUGUCUGUCUGUAAAGGACAGGAACAUUGUCUGUAACCUUUGACCUUCACUUAAAGGAAGAUAAUACCUGAACUUCGACCUCUGCCAGAGACAGAUGAUCUCUACCAUGUACCAUUGGUAGUGUUUUGAUCCAAAGAUCUGGAUCAUAAAAGCGCUUAACCCUUUCAACCCUAUGUAACUUUAGUAGACUCUACCAUGCAUUGAUCUGGAUGAGUCCAUUAUGGUCUACAGUGGUGAAAGGGUUAAAUAGACUAAUCAAAAUGGAGAGAAUUGCCAUCUACAGUACUACAAAUCUGAGGCGCUUAACCCUUUCACCACUGUAGACCAUAAUAGACCCCUCCAUAUCAAUGCAUGGUAGAGUCUACUAAAGUUACAUAGGGGUGAAAGGGUUAACACUUUGAAAAUUUUGAGUGACUGCUGAACUUUGAAAAUUUCUCCAAAAAAAAUAGACACUUUUUACAAGUGAGUCGCUAAACAAGCAGUGAGUUUUGGAUGCUUGAGCUAAGAAAAUGAUAGGACGCGUUUUUGAGGAAUGAGGCAUAUAUUAGGCUAAUACAGUAUCUGGUAUUGGUGAAUGUUGUCUGUGGAGAUACAUUGACGUCAAGUGUACGGAAAUUUAUCAGGCAUAGUCCAGUAUAUCAGGUCUCUUCAUUGUUGAUACAUGACACUUCAAACCUAGAUGUUACUUACAGAAUCAGAAACCGAAAAAUCUCUGACAUUUAAAUGAAGGAGAAAACAUUGUGUCAGCAAGGGCUGUUGACCCUUUCACCCCUUUGUAACUUAAGUAAACUGUACCAUGCAUUGAUCUUGAAAAGUCCAUUAUGGUCUAUAGUGUUGAAAGAGUUAAGUGUGAUUUAUACUGGAGAAAAAUGGAAGUAGACAUUGCGAAAACUUACAGGUAAGACUGUGACAAUGCGAUAAUUUCUUCUUUUAUCAUGUCCUCAUUGGAAAUGUGUACAGUAUUCCUCUAUUUACAUGUAAUCUUGGAGCCUCAAGAGUGUUAACUGAGGUAGCAUUGUAGGUCUAAACUUGCUUCCACUGAAGGCUUUGAGAAAGAUCAAAUAAAUGUGUAUAUAUGUAUAUAUACAUCUGAGGGAGUUGUUGAACAUUUUAUUUGUAAGUCAUUACCUUGAAAUAAAAUCAUGCAAGCAAAAGAA